AUGAAUUUUGCCAAUGACAAUCUGACUGUUCUGAUGCUGAAUACCACAGGUCUCAGACAAAGACCAACUGGUAGCUUGAGAAAAUGGGAUCCUGAAACAGCUUACCUCACCAGAUGUGAUUUUAAUAACAACUCAAGACCAUUUUGUGACUGGACCCAACCUUGCAAUGUGAACCAGGGAGUAUGGAUACGAACCAAGCAUGACACUCCAACUGAUGGAACGGGUCCUGAUGGAGACUAUCCUGAUGGAAAAGGCUAUUUCAUCUACCAAGAAGCAAGUAAUCUGAUCCCAUUUGACACUAACAGACUUGAAAGCCCAGAUGUUGUGGUUUCUGGAAAAGUAUGCAUAGACUUCUGGUACUAUAUGUUUGGGUCAGAAGAAAUGAAUGAGUUGAGAGUGAUUAUCCAAGACAGCACAGGGGAGUCUGUGGCAUGGAGUCGGAAGGGAAACCAGAGCUCCUCUUGGAAUUAUGGUGCUGUCAUUCAUACUUUUCCAACACAGAGAAGGAUAAAGGUCAUUUUUGAGGCUGUCCGAGGACUGACAGAGUAUGGGGAUACAGCACUGGACAAUGUGAGAGUAAGGGAUGGAUCCUGUGAUGCAGUUUCCACCCCUGUACCACCAACACCUACACCAACAGAACCUAUGCCACCUCCACUGACAGAAGCAAUUUGUAGCAUACAUGGGGAUCCUCAUUAUUACACAUUUGACAAGCAGCGUCAUGACUUCAUGGGUACCUGCACCUACACCCUGUCCAAGCUGUGUGAGAGCAACAGCUCGCUGCCCUACUUCAACGUGGAAGCAGCCAACGAGCACAGGGGAAGCAACACUCAUGUGUCCUACGUCCAGUAUGUGGAUGUCGAUGUGUAUGGCUACAGGAUAAAUCUGGGUAAAAACAGAGUUGUUAAGGAUUGCUCUUCUCUGUCCCUGCAGGUUGAUGGAGUCAUUCAGGUGCUCCCUCUGACCUUGGUGCACCCUGUCAGUAUUUCCUUAAGUGGGCAAUAUGUUGUGGUUACUACUGACUUUGGGCUGAAUGUCAAGUUUGAUGGAGAUCACAGAGCAGAAAUCACUCUUCCCAGUACCUAUAUGUCAAAAGUCUGUGGAAUAUGUGGAAACUAUAAUGGGAACAAAACAGAUGACUUUCUUAACCCAGAUGGAGAGAUGGAAACAAACUCGGCCAGCCUUGGAAACAGUUGGCAAGUUUAUAAUGACUCAAGGUGCUUGCCAGAUGAUGGCCAUACCCCAAAUUGCACUGAUGAUGAAAAACAUAUCAUCCAAAGCAAUGACUACUGUGGUCUGGUCACUGAUCCCAGUGGUCCAUUCCAGAACUGCCAUUCAAUAGUUGAUCCACAGAGUUAUUUUGAUGCCUGCCAAUAUGAUCUCUGUGAACUUCGUUUGAGCAAUGCAGCCCUUUGUCAAAACCUGCAGGCUUAUGCGGACGUGUGCCAAGCAGCAGGAGUCCAGCUACAAUCAUGGAGAAAUGCAACUUUCUGCCCACUAGCCUGUCCAGCCAACAGUCACUACGAGCCCUGUGCUGCAGCCUGCCCUGCGACCUGUGUUGACCCAUUAGCACCCUAUACCUGCAGCCUGCCAUGUGUGGAGGGUUGUGUGUGCGACAGCGGGUACCUGCUCUACAACGACCGAUGUGUGCCCAGCCAGCAGUGCGGGUGCUGGCACAAUGGGCAGCACUACCCGGUGGGCUCGGAGUUCUGGACGGACAACACCUGCUCCACAAAGUGCACGUGUCCCGCACGGGGAGGCAAAGUCCAGUGCUCCAGCGCCUCAUGCCCUGCGGGCCAGUACUGUGGUGUGCAGAAUGGGAAACCCGAGUGCCUCGAACACUCCUACGGCAUCUGCCACGUCCACGGUGACCCUCACUACGUUACCUUUGACAAGGUGACGCACGACUUCAUGGGGAACUGCACCUACACCCUGGCCAAAGUGUGCUCCAACAGCUCCGUGCCCUACUUCAAUGUUGAGGCAAAGAACGAGCAUCGUGGCAACCCCCACGUGUCCUACGUGCGCGAAGUCCUGGUCGAGGUGUACGGAGAGCGCAUUGCAAUAGUCAAGCAGGAGAGGAGCCAAGUGCUGGUGAACGAUGUGCGCCGGACCCUGCCGGUGAGUGCAGCAGGAGGUGCCAUCAGAGUGAGCACAAGCGGCCGCUACAUCGUCCUGGAGACGGACUUCAACCUCAGAGUGUCCUACGACGCCGACCACUCGGUGGAGGUGAGGGUGCCCACCAGCUACUCCAACCUGACCUGUGGCAUGUGCGGGAACUUCAACAGCCGGCGAGAGGACGAUUACAUGAUGCCCGACGGGCAGCAAGCCGCAGACUCCAAUGCACUGGGGGAGAGCUGGAAGGUGCCGGACGGUGACCCCUCUUGCGGUGUGCCCAUCCCCCCGGAACCCUGCAGUGCGGAAGAGGAGAAGCUCUACCAAUCGGAGCAGUUCUGUGGCAUACUGACUGCCAGACCAGGCUCUUUUGAGAGCUGCCAUGCCGUGAUCAACCCCCAGAGCUACUUUGAGACCUGCUCUUAUGACCUUUGUGCCCUGAGUGGCAGCCAGGAGGUCCUGUGUGGUGCCCUGGAGGCCUAUGCUGAUGCGUGCCAGGCAGCCGGCGUGACUCUUCUCCCCUGGAGGAAUGCCACCUUCUGCCCUGUUGCCUGUCCUCCUAAUAGCCAUUAUAAUCCAUGCACCAGUGCUUGUCCUGCAACCUGCACUGACCCUCUUGCAUCAAAGAACUGCAGCAAACCUUGUGUAGAGGGAUGUGAAUGCAACAAUGGCUUUGUCAUCAGCGGGGGACAGUGUGUGUCCAUGAACAACUGUGGCUGUCUUCUCAAUGACAAAUAUUAUGAGGUGGAUGGAUUUCAGGUUUCUCUUCCUGUGAAUCUGAAGCAUGGAACAAGAGUAGCUGUAAAAGGACACUAUGUAGUCAUUGAUACCUCUCUAGGGAUCCAGGUGAAGUUUGAUGGCGACCAGGAGCUUUUUAUUCAGGUUGAUGAAAGUCUCAAAGGACAGCUGUGUGGUCUGUGUGGGACAUUCAAUGACAACCAGCUGGAUGAUUUUCUUAAACCAGACAAAGUCCUAGAACAGGAUCCAAAUAAAUUUGGUGACAGCUGGCUAGUGAAGGAUGACAACUGGAUAUGUAAUCCAGUUGCAGUUCUGUACUUUGAGAGCUGUGUCUAUGACCUGUGUGCCACAGAGGGGAAUUCUGAACAAUUUUGCAAAAUUUUAGAGGCAUAUGCUGCUGCCUGUGAGCUUGGAGGUGUAAAUCUGGGAGAAUGGAGGAAAGGUACAAUCUGCGCUGUACCAACAGCCUGCAACAUAUCCUGCACAUUUGAUGUUGACUUCUGUGGAUGGGAACAGGCGAUCAAUGACAACUUUGACUGGAUAAGGAACAAGGGGCCAACACCCUCACCGAACACCGGCCCUUCCUAUGACCACACAACAGGAGAUGGCUAUUACAUAUACCUGCAAGGAAGUGAGCACAAGCCAACUGACAUAGCUCGCUUGGUCAGUCCAGUGUGUGGUUCAGAAGGACCGCACUGCUUCCGCUUCUGGUAUCACAUGUACGGGGUGGCUGAAGCAAUGGCCCUGCGGGUGUACGUAGCUCACAAUGAAACAUCAACGCUGGAAUGGAAAGAAGCUGGAAGCAAAGGGGACAGAUGGCAUUUAGGAGAGGUCACGGUGCACAGCAAAGGAAACAUGCAGAUUGUCCUCGAAGGCAUGAUAGGUGAAGAUUUCCGCAGCGACGUGGCACUGGAUGAUCUGUCCAUUGAAAAGGGAUACUGCCCAGGCGAUUUGACUACAACGCCUGUCCCCAGCACGUCGACACCUGGGACACCAACACCCUCGCCAGGCUCAGGGACCUGUGUGGUGGAAGGAGACCCUCACUACCACACGUUUGACAACCAAAUACACCACUUCAUGGGCACCUGCACCUACACCCUGUCCAAGCUGUGUGAGAGCAACAGCUCGCUGCCCUACUUCAACGUGGAAGCGGCCAAUGAGCACAGGGGAGGCAACACUCGCGUGUCCUACGUCCAGUACGUGGACGUCGAUGUGUAUGGCCAGCGCAUAAGGCUGGGGAAGGGCGGCGUGGUGACGGUCAACGGAGUGGCAGAGGUGCUGCCCUGCACCCCAUCGGCAGGCGUGCAGGUCUCGUCCAGCGGGUUCUACACUGUGGUCACGACAGACUUUGGCUUGAGAGUGAAGUUUGAUGGGAACCAUCUGGUGGAGGUGACGCUUCCGAGCACCUUUGGGCAGAAGGUUUGUGGCAUGUGUGGGAACUACAACGGGAUGGCAGCAGACGAUUUCCUGAACCCGGACGGGGUGCUGGAGCCAGACUCCACCAGCCUGGGUAACAGCUGGCAGGUGUCCAACGACAGCAGCUGCUCAGCCGGACAGCCCGCCCUGCCAGCCUGUAGUGAGGCCGACAAGCAAGUCAUUGCCAGCAGCCGCUUCUGCGGACUCCUCACUGACAGCAGCAGCCCGUUUCAGGUGUGCCACGCUGUGCUGAGUCCCAGCGGUUACUUCGACACCUGCCUUUACGACCUGUGUGAGCUGGGGCUGGAUGGCGAGGCCCUGUGCAACAGCUUGCAGGCCUAUGCGGAUGCUUGCCAGGCGCUUGGUGUCAAGCUCCCUGCGUGGAGGAACGCGACAUUCUGCCCCAUCACCUGUCCAGCCAACAGUCACUACGAGCCCUGUGCUGCAGCCUGCCCUGCGACCUGUGUUGACCCUAUGGCUCCCGUCACCUGCAGCCUGCCGUGCGUGGAGGGUUGUGUGUGCGACAGCGGGUACCUGCUCUACAACGACCGAUGUGUGCCCAGCCAGCAGUGCGGGUGCUGGCACAAUGGGCAGCACUACCCGGUGGGCUCGGAGUUCUGGACGGACAACACCUGCUCCACAAAGUGCACGUGUCCCGCACGGGGAGGCAAAGUCCAGUGCUCCAGCGCCUCAUGCCCUGCGGGCCAGUACUGUGGUGUGCAGAAUGGGAAACCCGAGUGCCUCGAACACUCCUACGGCAUCUGCCACGUCCACGGUGACCCUCACUACGUUACCUUUGACAAGGUGACGCACGACUUCAUGGGGAACUGCACCUACACCCUGGCCAAAGUGUGCUCCAACAGCUCCGUGCCCUACUUCAAUGUUGAGGCAAAGAACGAGCAUCGUGGCAACCCCCACGUGUCCUACGUGCGCGAAGUCCUGGUCGAGGUGUACGGAGAGCGCAUUGCAAUAGUCAAGCAGGAGAGGAGCCAAGUGCUGGUGAACGAUGUGCGCCGGACCUUGCCGGUGAGUGCAGCAGGAGGUGCCAUCAGAGUGAUCACAAGCGGCCGCUACGUCGUCCUGGAGACGGACUUCAACCUCAGAGUGUCCUACGACGCCGACCACUCGGUGGAGGUGAGGGUGCCCACCAGCUACUCCAACCUGACCUGUGGCAUGUGCGGGAACUUCAACAGCCGGCGAGAGGACGAUUACAUGAUGCCCGACGGGCAGCAAGCCGCAGACUCCAAUGCGCUGGGGGAGAGCUGGAAGGUGCCGGACGGUGACCCCUCUUGCGGUGUGCCCAUCCCCCCGGAACCCUGCAGUGCGGAAGAGGAGAAGCUCUACCAAUCGGAGCAGUUCUGUGGCAUACUGACUGCCAGACCAGGCUCUUUUGAGAGCUGCCAUGCCGUGAUCAACCCCCAGAGCUACUUUGAGACCUGCUCCUAUGACCUUUGUGCCCUGAGUGGCAGCCAGGAGGUCCUGUGUGGUGCCCUGGAGGCCUAUGCUGAUGCGUGCCAGGCAGCCGGCGUGACUCUUCUCCCCUGGAGGAAUGCCACCUUCUGCCCCCUGCGGUGCCCUGCCAACAGCUACUAUGACCCUUGCAUGACUGGCUGUCCUGCCACCUGCGUUGACCGACAAGCCCCGCAGAACUGCUCCAAGCCCUGCAUGGAGGGCUGCGCGUGCACCUCUGGCUUCCUCCUCAGCGGAGACACCUGCGUGCCCGAGGCCAACUGUGGCUGCCUCUUUGAGGGCAACUACUACAGCGAAGGAGAGCACUUUGUGAACGAGAACUGCACGAGACAGUGCCGAUGUGAGGCCAACGGCCAGAUGGUUUGCUCUGCGUUGUCCUGUGGUGAGGAGGAGGUCUGCAAGAUCCAGGACGGCCAGCGGGGCUGUUACCCGGCCAGCACAGCUCUCUGCCACAUCUACGGCGACCCGCAUUACAGCACCUUCGAUGGGAAGCUUCACCACUUCCAGGGCUCCUGCAACUACACAGUGGUGACGGCCUGUGACAACUCCUCCCUCGGCUUCAGCGUCACCACGCGCAACGAACAUCGGGGCAGCAAGAGCUGGACGGCUCUGAACUCGGUGGCACUGUCCGUGGAAGGCCUCCACAUUGCACUGCGCAAGAACAAGGCAGUCUACAUCAACGGUGCUCUGGCCUCCCUGCCUGCUUCUCCAGCCCCCGGUGUGAACAUUUCCCUGAGUGGCUCCUACGUGCAAGUCUCUACCAAGCUGGGCCUGCAGGUGCAGUUCAACGGGGACCAUGAGCUCCUUGUGAGGGUGUCCGAGAAGCACUGGGGCAAGCUGUGUGGGUUGUGUGGAACAUACAACGGGAGACAAGAGGACGACUUCACACGACCCGAUGGCGUUGUCGUGCCUCACAUCAAUGACUUUGGAGACAGCUGGAGUGUGCCGGAUGACGAGUGGCCGUGUGAGACAACCCCUGAACCAUCUCCGCCCUGCUCCCCCUCUGCGGAGGAGGCAGCUAACAAGGAGUGUGCAAUCCUCACGCAACCCAGUGGCCCGUUCCAGCCAUGCCACGCAGUUCUGCCACCCGAGAAGUACUUUGAGAGCUGUGUCUAUGACCAUUGUGCCACGGGUGGCAGCACGGAGCAGCUCUGCAAUGCCCUGGGUGCCUAUGCUGCAGCCUGUGCUGAGGCAGGUGUUGCUCUGGGAGACUGGAGUGAUGGCACUGUCUGUGGUCCAACAGUUCCUCCAACCUCGACGCCCUUGCCAGGUACCACAAUGCAGCCUCCCCACACAACAUCACCUGGGACAAGCACAGGUCCGCUGCCUCCAACAGCCUCGACUCCAUUGCCAAACAGCACAACACAGCCUACGCACACACCGCCACCAACCACACCUGGGCCAAGCUCAGGGACCUGUGUGGUGGAAGGAGACCCUCACUACCACACGUUUGACAACCAAAUACACCACUUCAUGGGCACCUGCACCUACACCCUGUCCAAGCUGUGUGAGAGCAACAGCUCGCUGCCCUACUUCAACGUGGAAGCGGCCAACGAGCACAGGGGAGGCAACACUCGCGUGUCCUACGUCCAGUAUGUGGACGUCGAUGUGUAUGGCCAGCGCAUAAGGCUGGGGAAGGGCGGCGUGGUGACGGUCAACGGAGUGGCAGAGGUGCUGCCCUGCACCCCAUCGGCAGGCGUGCAGGUCUCGUCCAGCGGGUUCUACACUGUGGUCACGACAGACUUUGGCUUGAGAGUGAAGUUUGAUGGGAACCAUCUGGUGGAGGUGACGCUUCCGAGCACCUUUGGGCAGAAGGUUUGUGGCAUGUGUGGGAACUACAACGGGAUGGCAGCAGACGAUUUCCUGAACCCGGACGGGGUGCUGGAGCCAGACUCCACCAGCCUGGGUAACAGCUGGCAGGUGUCCAACGACAGCAGCUGCUCAGCCGGACAGCCCGCCCCGCCAGCCUGUAGUGAGGCCGACAAGCAAGUCAUUGCCAGCAGCCGCUUCUGCGGACUCCUCACUGACAGCAGCAGCCCGUUUCAGGUGUGCCACGCUGUGCUGAGUCCCAGCGGUUACUUCGACACCUGCCUUUACGACCUGUGUGAGCUGGGGCUGGAUGGCGAGGCCCUGUGCAACAGCUUGCAGGCCUAUGCGGAUGCCUGCCAGGCGCUUGGUGUCAAGCUCCCUGCGUGGAGGAACGCGACAUUCUGCCCCAUCACCUGUCCAGCCAACAGUCACUACGAGCCCUGUGCUGCAGCCUGCCCUGCGACCUGUGUUGACCCUAUGGCUCCCGUCACCUGCAGCCUGCCGUGCGUGGAGGGUUGUGUGUGCGACAGCGGGUACCUGCUCUACAACGACCGAUGUGUGCCCAGCCAGCAGUGCGGGUGCUGGCACAAUGGGCAGCACUACCCGGUGGGCUCGGAGUUCUGGACGGACAACACCUGCUCCACAAAGUGCACGUGUCCCGCACGGGGAGGCAAAGUCCAGUGCUCCAGCGCCUCAUGCCCUGCGGGCCAGUACUGUGGUGUGCAGAAUGGGAAACCCGAGUGCCUCGAACACUCCUACGGCAUCUGCCACGUCCACGGUGACCCUCACUACGUUACCUUUGACAAGGUGACGCACGACUUCAUGGGGAACUGCACCUACACCCUGGCCAAAGUGUGCUCCAACAGCUCCGUGCCCUACUUCAAUGUUGAGGCAAAGAACGAGCAUCGUGGCAACCCCCACGUGUCCUACGUGCGCGAAGUCCUGGUCGAGGUGUACGGAGAGCGCAUUGCAAUAGUCAAGCAGGAGAGGAGCCAAGUGCUGGUGAACGAUGUGCGCCGGACCUUGCCGGUGAGUGCAGCAGGAGGUGCCAUCAGAGUGAGCACAAGCGGCCGCUACGUCGUCCUGGAGACGGACUUCAACCUCAGAGUGUCCUACGACGCCGACCACUCGGUGGAGGUGAGGGUGCCCACCAGCUACUCCAACCUGACCUGUGGCAUGUGCGGGAACUUCAACAGCCGGCGAGAGGACGAUUACAUGAUGCCCGACGGGCAGCAAGCCGCAGACUCCAAUGCGCUGGGGGAGAGCUGGAAGGUGCCGGACGGUGACCCCUCUUGCGGUGUGCCCAUCCCCCCGGAACCCUGCAGUGCAGAAGAGGAGAAGCUCUACCAAUCGGAGCAGUUCUGUGGCAUACUGACUGCCAGACCAGGCUCUUUUGAGAGCUGCCAUGCCGUGAUCAACCCCCAGAGCUACUUUGAGACCUGCUCCUAUGACCUUUGUGCCCUGAGUGGCAGCCAGGAGGUCCUGUGUGGUGCCCUGGAGGCCUAUGCUGAUGCGUGCCAGGCAGCCGGCGUGACUCUUCUCCCCUGGAGGAAUGCCACCUUCUGCCCCCUGCGGUGCCCUGCCAACAGCUACUAUGACCCUUGCAUGACUGGCUGUCCUGCCACCUGCGUUGACCGACAAGCCCCGCAGAACUGCUCCAAGCCCUGCAUGGAGGGCUGCGCGUGCACCUCUGGCUUCCUCCUCAGCGGAGACACCUGCGUGCCCGAGGCCAACUGUGGCUGCCUCUUUGAGGGCAACUACUACAGCGAAGGAGAGCACUUUGUGAACGAGAACUGCACGAGACAGUGCCGAUGUGAGGCCAACGGCCAGAUGGUUUGCUCUGCGUUGUCCUGUGGUGAGGAGGAGGUCUGCAAGAUCCAGGACGGCCAGCGGGGCUGUUACCCGGCCAGCACAGCUCUCUGCCACAUCUACGGCGACCCGCAUUACAGCACCUUCGAUGGGAAGCUUCACCACUUCCAGGGCUCCUGCAACUACACAGUGGUGACGGCCUGUGACAACUCCUCCCUCGGCUUCAGCGUCACCACGCGCAACGAACAUCGGGGCAGCAAGAGCUGGACGGCUCUGAACUCGGUGGCACUGUCCGUGGAAGGCCUCCACAUUGCACUGCGCAAGAACAAGGCAGUCUACAUCAACGGUGCUCUGGCCUCCCUGCCUGCUUCUCCAGCCCCCGGUGUGAACAUUUCCCUGAGUGGCUCCUACGUGCAAGUCUCUACCAAGCUGGGCCUGCAGGUGCAGUUCAACGGGGACCAUGAGCUCCUUGUGAGGGUGUCCGAGAAGCACUGGGGCAAGCUGUGUGGGUUGUGUGGAACAUACAACGGGAGACAAGAGGACGACUUCACACGACCCGAUGGCGUUGUCGUGCCUCACAUCAAUGACUUUGGAGACAGCUGGAGUGUGCCGGAUGACGAGUGGCCGUGUGAGACAACCCCUGAACCAUCUCCGCCCUGCUCCCCCUCUGCGGAGGAGGCAGCUAACAAGGAGUGUGCAAUCCUCACGCAACCCAGUGGCCCGUUCCAGCCAUGCCACGCAGUUCUGCCACCCGAGAAGUACUUUGAGAGCUGUGUCUAUGACCAUUGUGCCACGGGUGGCAGCACGGAGCAGCUCUGCAAUGCCCUGGGUGCCUAUGCUGCAGCCUGUGCUGAGGCAGGUGUUGCUCUGGGAGACUGGAGUGAUGGCACUGUCUGUGCUCCCCCAACAGCCUGCAAUUUCUCCUGCACAUUUGACGUCGACUUCUGUGAGUGGGUCCAGGAGGAGUCCAGCAGCAUCGACUGGAUAAGACACAAGGGGCCAACACCGUCGCCCGAUACUGGCCCUUCCUUCGACCACACGACAGGAGACGGCUACUACAUCUACCUGCAUGGGAGCAACUAUUACCCGUACUUGGUGUCUCAGCUGGUCAGUCCGGUGUGCAAUUCAACGGGACCGCACUGCUUCCGCUUCUGGUACCACAUGUACGGGGUGGCUGAAGAAAUGGCCCUGCGGGUGUACGUGACUAAGGACAAAGAACAAGUGCACGUUUGGGAAACAACUGGGAACCACGGGGACAGAUGGCACUUGGGAGAGGUCACGGUGCACAGCACAGGAAACAUGCAGAUUGUCCUCCAGGGACAAUGGGGGGAAGAUUUCCGCAGCGACGUGGCACUGGAUGACCUGUCCAUUGAAAAGGGAUACUGCCCAGGCGAUUUGACUACAACGCCUGUCCCCAGCACGUCGACACCUGGGACACCAACACCCUCGCCAGGCUCAGGUGAGUGGAGCAGACGAGUCAUGGGGCUGCAGCGUUCUGGGUCCUACUACCUUGCCAGAUAUUACUACACAGCCUUCACGGACAACAAAACCUGGAGGAAGCACAGUGGCUCCAUCAACCCCCAAACCUGGGACCCCCUUGCCAGUCACCACAACACAGCCUCCACACACGUCAACACCCACACCAAGCUCAGUGGCUCCAUCAACCCCCAAACCUGGGACCCCCUUGCCAGUCACCACAACGCAGCAUCCACACACGUCAACACUCACUCCGAGCUCAGUGGCUCCAUCAACCCCCAAACCUGGGACCCCCUUGCCAGUCACCACAACGCAGCAUCCACACACGUCAACAUCCACUCCGAGCUCAGUGGCUCCAUCAACCCCCAAACCUGGGACCCCCUUGCCAGUCACCACAACACAGCCUCCACACACGUCAACACCCACACCAAGCUCAGUGGCUCCAUCAACCCCCAAACCUGGGACCCCCUUGCCAGUCACCACAACGCAGCAUCCACACACGUCAACAUCCACUCUGAGCUCAGUGGCUCCAUCAACCCCCAAACCUGGGACCCCCUUGCCAGUCACCACAACGCAACCUCCACACACGUCAACACCCACUCCGAGCUCAGUGGCUCCAUCAACCCCCAAACCUGGGACCCCCUUGCCAGUCACCACAACACAGCCUCCACACACGUCAACACCCACACCAAGCUCAGUGGCUCCAUCAACCCCCAAACCUGGGACCCCCUUGCCAGUCACCACAACGCAGCAUCCACACACGUCAACACUCACUCCGAGCUCAGUGGCUCCAUCAACCCCCAAACCUGGGACCCCCUUGCCAGUCACCACAACACAGCCUCCACACACGUCAACACCCACACCAAGCUCAGUGGCUCCAUCAACCCCCAAACCUGGGACCCCCUUGCCAGUCACCACAACGCAGCAUCCACACACGUCAACAUCCACUCCGAGCUCAGUGGCUCCAUCAACCCCCAAACCUGGGACCCCCUUGCCAGUCACCACAACGCAACCUCCACACACGUCAACACCCACACCAAGCUCAGUGGCUCCAUCAACCCCCAAACCUGGGACCCCCUUGCCAAUCAUCACAACACAGCCUGCACACACUCCAUCACCACCAAGACCUACACCAAGUUCAGGUCCAAUUACACCAAGACCCACAAUUCCCUUGCCAGACACCACAACACAGCCUUCACGUACAACAGCAUCAUCCACACUCCAGCCAAGCUCAGAAUUCAUCAUUUCAUGGGAAAUUGCACUUACACCCUCUCCAAAGUGUGUAACAUCUCUCAGAGGAUUCCAUAUUUUGAUGUGUCCACAACAAAUGAGCACAGAGGAGCCAAUACCAAAGUCUCUUACGUGAAGUCAGUGCAAGUGGAAGUCUAUGACAAUCAGAUUUCUAUGCUGAAAAACAAGAAAGUGAAUGUGAAUGGCAGGAGAAUGAACCUGCCCGUAUUUAUAGAAAGGAAGAUUAGUAUUCAAAGUAGUGGUGGAUAUGUUCUCUUGGAAACUGACUUUGGACUGUGGGUGAGAUACGAUGGAAAUCACUAUGCAGAAGUCUCUGUGCCCUCUGAUUACAGUGGUCUGCUCUGUGGACUGUGUGGCAAUUAUAAUGGUGAUCCAAAUGAUGACAACAUAAAGCCCAACGGUGACGUUGCAAGUAGUUCCAAUGAACUUGGAGAAAGCUGGCUUGUGCCUGAGAAUAACACCAUUUGCUCCAGUGGGAUAGAAGAAAAAUGCAAUGCUGAUCUGGAGAAUGACGCAAAGAAGAACACUGCAUGUGGCAUGAUCACAGACCCAACAGCAAUGUCCUGUCCUGGAGGCAGCAUCUACAAGAGCUGUGGUACUAGGUGUCCCUCUACUUGUGUGAGCACCUCAACCGCCACUUCUUGUAGUUCCUUACCAGUGGAAGGUUGCUUCUGUAAGGAAGGCUAUGUUCUGAGUGGAGACACGUGCGUGCCAGAAAGCAGCUGUGGCUGUGUUGAUGAAAAAAACCAGUACCACCAGGCAAGUUACUCCAGACAUUGUUUAAAGAAAGAAUUGAAAGAACAGGUAUAUACUUCUACAUUUUUUUUCCCUCAGCUGGGUGAAAGCUGGUUCCUCAGUUAUCCCUGCAAUGAACGCUGCACCUGCAAUGCUAAAAACAAAAUUGUAUGCUCACCCUGGGAGUGUGGAGUACGAGAGGAAUGCAGUGUCAAGGAUGGUGUGCUGGGCUGUCAUUCCAAUGGCCAAGCAACAUGUCAGGUAGCAGGAGAUCCCCAUUAUUUCACUUUUGAUGGAUUGAUGUACACCUUUGUGGGUACCUGCACCUACACUUUGGUUGAGGUCAUCAGCGAGAGCGUCAACAAUAUAACCAUCCUUGGCAAGAAUGAAGACCGAGGGCUACGAGGGGCCACAUACCUGAAGGAAGUCUACAUAGAUCUGUAUGGUGUACGAAUCACCCUUCAGAAAAGCAAAGCAAUCCUGUUAAACAAUGAGAGAGUCUACACUCCAGUGGAGAACAGGCUGCAGGGCGUGUCCAUUGGAAAUGUUGGCAAAUACAUAGUAGUGGAAACUGACUUUGGCGUGGUAGUGAAAUAUGAUGGCGAUCACUAUCUGGAAAUCACCCUCCCACAAUCUUACUUCUCAAAGGUACAUGGUAUGUGUGGUAACUUCAAUGACAAUUAUGAAGAUGAUCUGUCCUUACCCAAUGGUACAAUUGUCAGUAUCACACAGUUUGGAAAUAGCUGGAAAGUGGAAAAAGACAGUGAUGCAGGUUGUUUAUCAGACUCAAGAGAAGAUGAUGUUCCUCCUUGCACCGCUGUGAAUAAACCGGUCAUUGAAAGCCAGUGCAAUGUCCUAAAAUCAGACAAAUUCAAAGUAUGUCAUAGUCUGGUCAAACCUGAAGACUUCAUAAAGAUCUGCAUCUAUGACAUGUGCCAGUAUAACGGCAUGAAGUCCACUCUCUGCGACAUAGUUCAAUUUUAUGUGGACACCUGUAGGAAUCAAGGCGUCACCAUUAUAUGGAGGAACAACACAUUCUGUCCAUUGCCCUGUCCAACCCACAGCCAUUACACGAACUGUGCCUCCGCCUGCCCAUCAACAUGCAAUGACAUUUUUGCCUCCUCCCUUUGUGAGAAGACGGAAGAGUGCACAGAGGGCUGUGAAUGUGAUAAUAAUUACGUGCUCAGUAACGGCAAGUGUGUACCUCUCGGCAAUUGUGGCUGCAGGGAUGAUGACAACAAUUACUACAGUGCUGGGGAGACCUGGAUAACUCCACACUGUGCCAAAAGAUGUCAGUGUCAGAAGAAUGGUGUCAUUGAAUGUACAAGUUAUAGCUGUGAUUCUGAAGAAACCUGCGUGAUCAAAAGUGGAAAAUACAAGUGCAAUCCAACAGGUUUUGGGACAUGCCGCAUCAUGGGUGAUCCACACUAUGUCACCUUUGAUGGUUUGGUGCACCACUUUCAAGGGAAAUACACAUAUAUUGUGGCUCAGACCAUCCCUGAUCUACAUGAUACUCUGACACCGUUCAGCAUUGAAGGCACGAACUAUCCUCUUCAUCGAAAUUCACGCAUUACUUACCUGAAAGAGAUUCUCAUCAACGUUUACAAUCACAAAGUGAGAUUCAGGGAGGACAAGCAGAUAUUGUUGGAUGGUGUGAGGGUGAGACCCCCUGUUCGUCCUCAUGAAGGUAUUCAUAUAUAUCAGAGGACAAGAAGAAUUUAUCUGGAGACAGAUUUUGGCUUAUAUGUGAGCUUUGAUGGCAAUCAAAAUGCAGAUUUAAAGCUGGCCAACACCUACAAGGACAAAGUAGAAGGUUUGUGUGGUGACUUUGAUGGGAGACCUAGAAACGACUUCACAAACCCAAAUGGUGUUUUGCAGAAGAAUGUGAAUACAUUUGGUGAGAGCUGGAAAGUUCCUCUGAAAAGAAAAACCUCUCGUCUCAGACGAGCUGUCACUCUAGAAGACGAGUCUGAGGAGGUACAAGAUACAGGACUCUUCCAAGGCUGCAGUGAAAAUCAGCUGAUACAAGAAAACAGAACUUCUGUCUGUCAAAUUCUGACUCAGCUGAAUGGUCCUUUUGCAAAGUGUCAUUCUGAAGUCUCACCAGAUUUCUAUUCCACGAGCUGCAUCUUUGAUAUGUGUGUGGACAGAGACGACACUACUACCUUAUGUCGCAGUCUGGAGGAGUAUGUGCUGGCUUGUCAGGAGAAAGGAGUCAAUAUGGAAGGCUGGAGGCAAGAGACAGCUUGUGAGAUGCCGUGUCCGGCCAACAGCAAAUACAGUUCAUGCAUGUCUGCAUGCCCAGCAUCCUGCAGCGACUUGACCAGCCCCUCUGAGUGUGAAUGGCCUUGUGCUGAAGGCUGUGAAUGUCUCCCUGGCUAUGUUCUUAGUGGUUUUGAAUGUGUGCCUUAUAGUCAGUGUGGCUGCACAUACCUCAGCAAAUAUUAUGAGGUACAGUAUCUCAGCGGGCCAGACAGCUCUGGCAGUGCUAAACAAUAUUUUCUUCUGCUAAUUAUUUUGACAAUCUCACUGUUCUCUUCAGCACAUAACUUUACAUUAGAAACAGAGAGCGAUUUGUUUAAUAAUAUUCUGGUCUCUGGAGGAAGGGGGGAGAGAACAGAUCCCCUCAGUCUGCCUCUGAAACUUUGCUUGCCAGAAUACUCAAGGCGGGCACUUGAGGGAAGCAUAUGA
This is a messenger RNA of Cygnus olor (mute swan), 15504 nucleotides long. RefSeq names its product IgGFc-binding protein-like. NCBI's taxonomy places the organism in Eukaryota, Metazoa, Chordata, Aves, Anseriformes, Anatidae. The coding region runs from base 1 to 15504 and encodes 5167 amino acids. Gene Ontology annotation, molecular function: protein binding. The transcript has 76 exons. Gene Ontology annotation, cellular component: membrane. The record is from RefSeq and is a predicted model, not a curated record.